Nymphalis io (European peacock) is the source of this 3374-nucleotide messenger RNA. Its product is annotated as ribosomal protein S6 kinase delta-1. NCBI's taxonomy places the organism in Eukaryota, Metazoa, Arthropoda, Insecta, Lepidoptera, Nymphalidae. Gene Ontology annotation, molecular function: ATP binding; phosphatidylinositol binding; protein kinase activity. Bases 200 to 2458 code for a protein of 752 amino acids. The record is from RefSeq and is a predicted model, not a curated record. The transcript has 13 exons. Gene Ontology annotation, biological process: protein phosphorylation.
CAUAAUUUUAAUGCAUUAAUGCACUUUACUUGUGUUAUGUGUACAAAAUCUAUACAGUAGAGUUUACAACAUAUUUUAGUAUAUAAUUAUCUUAUUUUCCAUUAUUGUCGUUUACGUUUAAUCUUGGAUAAUGUAUAGUGAUUAACUUUCUAUUCAAUACAAUUUGUAUCAUACAAAAUAGUGUUUUAUGUAAAUAAAUAUGUCGGCAAGAGACAAGUGGGUUCGCCGGUUUUCUAUCGACGAGACAGCAAAACAUAAAAACGGUUUUACGAUUUACAAGAUAACAUCCGUUCUCUUUCCAAUAGACUCUCCAGAAGCGGUGACAGUGAUAUCAGUAUGGAAAAGAUAUAGCGACAUCCAGCAGCUGCACAAGUCUAUGAAAUCACUACACAGUGGGCUACAUCUUAAAGGAACAUUCCCGCAGCUAGCUAAAAGCAGUUUCUUUAAAAGGUUUCAUCCAGAGGUGAUUGAUGAAAGAGCAAAAACAAUUAAGGCCCUUCUAGAGUUCGUCGCGGAACACAGGCUGUUGUUUACGAGCACUGACUUCGUUAAUUUCCUUCAGACCGGUUAUCCAGAACCUGAUCCAAAGCCUUCUGGAGUGAUCAACGCGAUACGAUCGUCACUUCAUUUGCCGAUAGAGGAAAAUCCACCUUUAGAAUACCAGACAUCGGACGAUGAAGCCAGGAGUCCUACCGCGCAAAAUCAGAAUCCAGAUAACGCAGACCCGGGCAUACCGACGGACAUCGAGAUAUCGCAGAUACCAAUAUACGAGGCGGCCGACGUCGAAAUAAGGGAGUCCCCCGAAACGAGUCCGAAAGCGUCCGACUCGGACAGCUUCGAGUCCAUAAACUCCCUGGACGGCAUCGACGGCUCGCCGCUCGAGGAGGCGAGCGACCUCGUCUCGGGCGGCGGCGCGUCCACGUCGCGGGCCAGCGCGCCGUCCCGCUCAGUCGCGCGGCGUGCGAGCGGGACGCAGGCGGCGCUGCAGCGCGCGGCGCGCUGCGAGCGUCGCGGCGCGUUCGCGGCCGCCUUCGCCGCCUACCGCGCCGCCGUGGGGGCGCAGCUGCGCGCCGCCGCCGCGGAGACGGACCCUCAAAUUCGAGCGCAAAUGAAGGAGGAAAUAAACAAAUAUCUAACACAUGCAGAAGCUUUAUACAAGAAUCAUCUUAGCAACGACGAUUUGAAUUUAAGUUGCAAACGCGCUGAACCCGUCCGCCGCCCGCAGGCGCCCCCCGCCCCCCCGCGCGGCCCGCACGCGGCGCUGCCGCUGCGCGUGCUGCGCGCGUGCCGCUCCGAGCUGGGCGCGUACCGCGUGCUGGCGCGCCGCGCGCGCGUGCUGCUCGUGCUGCACCGCCAGCAGCAGCACUGCCGCGCCAUGAAGGUCAUCCAAAAAAUACCAAAAAAUCUAACGGAUUUCGAUGAUUAUUUCCACCAAAGAUCAAAUGAGACUCGACAACCGAUCCUCCCCACGCUCAUUCCGUACAUGGUCCCCCUACACGCGUACGUGGAGACAGAAGACCUCAUAUUUCUCAUACUCUCCUACGCGCCCGGCGAGCGAUUAUUCGAUUACAUCAAAAAUUAUAAACACUCAUCACCGAAUACGAGAGAAGUCAAUUUAGAACACGUGUUCAAUGAACAAAGAAAACGUACCGCAGAUAUCGAUGUACAAAACGAUAAUAUUAAUAAAAUCGAUGUUUGCGAUGACGUCAACGAAAAUUUAGAAGGAACUGAUGUCUUGGACAACGUCGAUAUGUCGGUAAAUGAAUUAGUUAAAAAUUCUCAGAAGCUACUUCUAAAUGUGGACAGAGUGCUGACAGAGGUGCCGAAUAUGAGUAGUGUACGAAAAGAAGAUAAAGUUGAGGUGGAGGAGGAAAAGGGAGGGAAGAUAGAGAGAGAGACUGAAAGAAUUGAAAUAGACAGUAAUUUGCCUCAACCUAAAUCCGAGAUACCUCCGUCAGCUGUGUGUCGGUGGGGAGCCGAGAUACUGACCGCUUUGGAAAGUUUACAUAAUUGUGGAGUUAUAUGGAGAGACCUGCGCCCGCGCAACGUGCUGCUGGGUGCGCGCGGACACGUGCUGCUGUCGUACUGCGUCGCGUACGCCGACAGUGACGUCACGCUCGCCAACCUCGCGCGCUCCGGGGAGAAGGAUUGUCUGUUCGUGGCUCCGGAGCUGCUGCAGCUCGGACACGACCCGACGGACGUCGCCUGCGACUUCUGGAGCUUCGGAGUUAUCAUGUACGAGCUGUUAUGUGGCUACCCCCCCGCGGCGCGGCGCCCCCCCGCCCCCCCGCGCGCGCUGCCCACCGACGCGCGCGCGCUGCUGUCGCAGCUUCUAACCCUUAACCCAGCGGAACGUCUCGGUUCAGGGAAAGAUGGCAUCGAAGAGAUCAAACAGCAUCCGUACUUCCGGCACAUCGACUGGCAGGAGGUCUACGAUAGCUGGAUUGUCCCGGAUUGAUGUGACUACGUCUAAAUGAUAGGUUCACGUGACGGAUUAAGGAAUAAUAUUGUGAUAUAGAAGUAAACUCGUAUUUAUAUUUUUAUGUAAAUAUUUAAUAAUUAAGAUUGAAGAAAGUUAUUACGGAUAGGUAUUUCUUGAUUUUUUUCAUUGAAUAGUAAGAGAAUACUUCAUAUAUACAGCAAUUUAGAAUUUUGUCUGUUAUCUAUCUUUAUCCAUGACGUCACAGUUUUAUUUAACAAUGGCUUACCCACAAUAGAGUAGGAUCGAUCUCUAUAUUAUUCCACCAAUGAUACAAUUUUUGUAUCUCUAGUUAUAUCUAGACUUCAAACGAGCAAUUGAAUUAGUCUAAAAACUUCGAAAUAAUAGCUUUUACCUUAGUUAGUCGAGUCUCACAAUAAUUGUUUAAAAAUAUAUAUAAUUCAUCUGAGUGUCUUUCGCCGGUUCUUGUUAACUCUAAAAUAUUUAUUUCCGAACCGGUGGUAGAUUUUUGUCAAACAAGCAACGCUUCUAUUGAAAAGCGGUAUAAACCGGUUAGGAAACCGGUACAAACUGGUUAUUUUUAUAUUUCCAGCUGUAUUUAAUUGUAUCCUUUAUAUAUAACUAAACUUCCUACAAUUAAAUAUAUAGUUUUAUCCGCAUAAGAUUCUCAGUAUUCUGUAAUUAUUAUAUAUUAGAUUGUCAGUAUAUAAAACAAAUGUUAUAAUAACAUUAAUAUAUUUAGUAAUUUUAUAUUCAGAAUAUUAAUGUAUUACUUUAUUGGUUAUGAUUCUUUUUUAAAUUAGUUCCUUUAUAUUAUUGAAAUGCAUUCCUUGUCAAAAUUCUAGUCUUAUUUAGAUUUUUUUUAGUUUUAAUUGAGAAAAUAUAUAUGUCAGAUUCAUGUACUGGCAUUUCAAAACGUUGUUAGAUUUUCUUA